GGUUUUGCCAAACAAACGUGCUUGUCCAUUGUGUCGCUAUUCGUUUAUAUUUUUUUUUAUUUGAUUCUCCACUGUCACUUAUACCCAUAUAACUACUAUAUAUACGUAUGUGUCACUCUGAGUGUGGAACGGCGGGGCAUCGUAAUAGAAAUAGAAGUGAAACUGAAUGAGCCCCAUUGUUGGAAUAUUGUACAGUGAUUGAUAAGGUUGAGAAAUGAUUAGAUGAUAUGAGAUGGUGCUACGAAAGGAUAUCGACUUUCUCAUCCGUUGUUAUUAAUUAUUCAGAAGCAACAAAUACCGUUAGUUGAGGGCGAAGCGGUCACCACCAUUCAACAGCCUCAUUGUAACGGUAUCGAUUUUCCCGUUACAUCGUUAUACACACUCACUGACCGAGUUUGCACAAUUACGCGCACGCCCCUCCUUCAACCACACACAGGGAAUCCACAAAAUUUAUUUUUUUUUUUGGGGUGGCACUAGGGAUACAUACACACACACUCACACACAUGUGAUGUUGUUGUUGUCGUAGCAAGGAGCGCUAAAUUGUUGGGAUAUCGGGAUAAUAUUAUUCCUGUGGACUUUUUAUGUUGCACUUUGGAAGCAUGUUUCAUGUUUGGCACUGAUCAAAUUCGGACGGACAAACAUCUUAGGGACUCAGUAAUAUCAAUUGCAAAAUAACCACAUCAACCAAAUUCACAAAUAAACAAAAAAAAAGACAACCAGCAUCAGCAUCGACAUCGACCACAUCCAGAGAGUUCACAUCAUUUCUGUGUGUGCUAGCCACCAGUAGUAGUGUUCAUCAUGUAUCAGUUCCUGUUCCUGCCAGUGUUAAUACUGUGUCUGGGCCAGGCCCUGGCACAGAGCACACCUCAACAGGUGUGCCCGGAGCAGAAUGAUAUAUCGCCGUGCAUUUGUACGGUGAAAAAGAACGGCUUGGACAUAUUGUGCGAGACAACGGAUUUGGUUCACAUUACCAAAUCGAUGGGCACACUCAAGGGUAAAAGUCCCAUUAUAUUCUAUUUGAAGUUGCGUCACAAUAAUCUGCCAAAGCUGCAGGGAUUCGUUUUCUUGGCCUUGGAUAUACGUCAUCUGACCAUACAUAAUAGCAGUUUGGCGGCCAUCGAGGAGAAUGCACUCAGUUCAUUGGGUAAGGGCCUUACCCAGUUGGAUGUGUCGUUGAAUCAAAUGAAAACGGUUCCCUCGCCGGCUUUGAAGCAUUUGUAUCAUUUGCUUAUUUUGAAUCUGAAUCACAAUAAAAUCUCAGUGAUCCAUAAUAAUGCAUUCGAGGGUUUGGAUACUUUGGAGAUUUUAACAUUAUAUGAGAACAAGAUCACACAAGUCGAUGAGGAAGCGUUUCGUGGUCUAGAGAAAAAACUAAAGCGUUUGAAUCUUGGUGGCAAUGAUCUGACUAGUGUCCCACAAAAGGCUCUCUCUAUACUGGAUACCCUUAAGAAGCUGGAGAUACAGGAGAACAAGAUACGCACCAUUAGUGAGGGUGAUUUUGAGGGUCUGGAGAAUUUGGAUUCAUUGAUAUUGGCCCAUAAUAUGAUAACCAGUGUGCCGGCCAAUGUUUUCUCUCACUUGGCACAAUUAAACUCUUUGGAAUUGGAAGGCAAUAAGAUCAGUGUGAUCGAUAAGGAUGCCUUUAAGGGAUUGGAGGAGAAUCUUCAGUAUUUGCGUCUGGGUGAUAAUAAUAUACAUACCAUACCAAGUGAGGCACUGCGUCCACUGCAUCGUCUACGUCAUCUGGAUUUACGUAAUAAUAAUAUCAAUGUGCUGGCCGAUGAUGCCUUCACCGGUUACGGAGAUUCGCUGACCUUCCUCAAUUUGCAGAAGAAUGACAUCAAAGUGCUCCCUAGCGUUCUAUUUGAGAAUCUCAAUUCUUUGGAAACUCUCAAUCUGCAGAAUAAUAAACUGCAACGCAUUCCCCAGGACAUAAUGGAGCCGGUCAUUGAUACCCUACGCAUUAUUGAUAUCAAUGAUAAUCCAUUGAAUUGCUCAUGUGACUUGACCUGGUUUCCCAAGUUACUAGAAGAUCUGAAGAACAAGGACGACGAAAUGUCCCAGAAGAAGAAGCCAUUGUGCCACAUGUCGCUGGAUAAUCGCGAAUACUUUGUGCAGGCCAUGCCCAUCGAUAGAAUGCACUGCGCCGGCCUCAAUAUUAUAGUGAAUCCGUGAAUUAUGCAACUCUGCCAAUUGUUAGACUCGACACCAAGCAGCCACCAAGAACAACAACCCAGCCACAACCAGAACAGAACAGAGCAAUAUCACCCGCAAGUGCCCAAAAAAACAAAAUAAAAAAAACCAAUACAAAAGCAAGUGAAACCAAAGCAAAAAAAAACCGAUUCAAAAAAAAAGCAAACUUUGAAAAAUUUCAUCCUUCUGCACAACGCACAGUAGCCCGAUACGAUUCGAUCCGAUCCGAACCGUUUCAAAUUUAAAGCUUAGGCUUAAGCUUUACAUACUUCUAAAAACAAAAAAAAAGAAAACAAAUCGUAAACAUAUCUUUGAAAUUUGAUAACGUGAAUUGUUAAUCGUUAAGCACACACAUAUAUAUAUAUUACAAUUAUUAUUGUAGUUCUAAUGUUAAUUCUAUUUAUUAUAUGUGUAGGUGUAGUCGUCGUCGUCUUGUCGUCGCUGUUGUGAGAUACAAUCAUUAUUACAUUCAAGUUUUUUGUUAGCUUACUCAAGAAAAACCAAAAAACAAUCCAAAGAACAACAAAACAAAGAACCACCAUAAUAUUUUGUUAACUAUUUUUGUCGUUGUCGAGUAUAUUUUUCUUCAUUCUGCUUAUAUCUAAAUGAAAUCGAAUGUAAGAGAAUGAGAAAACGUUUUGCAUCAAUCACCAAGAACUGAUUAUGGAAUAAGUAGUUUGUACUCUUUAUUUGCAAGCAGACAAAGCAAUGGGGCAAACACAAAAACAAAAAAAAAAAAACACACCAAAAACA
Molecule: messenger RNA, 2946 nt
Organism: Drosophila willistoni
Lineage: Eukaryota; Metazoa; Arthropoda; Insecta; Diptera; Drosophilidae
Product: leucine-rich repeat-containing protein 70
Exons: 8
Coding region: 799-2175 (458 amino acids)
Molecular function (GO): protein binding
Source: RefSeq, a predicted model, not a curated record